CUAACUUAACCUCAAUCUUUACAUAACCUCAUCGCUCGCAAAAUAAAUCGUGAAAUCGGUCUGUGAAAUUCCAUUGAAAUUCGACCGUCAAAAGUGUUAAAACGCUCAUUGUAUCUUAUGAUAUAGUCUUUAAUUAAGAACAAUACGAUGGAGGAAAAGACGGGCCGUCUCAAGGAAACUGGCGCCAACGAUGUCGACGUGGAGUCAAAAGAAAUGUUAAAGAGAAAAUUGCAAAUGAAGUCGGAAGCGCUCAUAUUGUUGAGCCAGGAGAUGGAUCAAUGUAGGACACAACGAGAUCAGUUUAAGCUGAUGGCCGAGCAAAUUCAGGAGAGGUUUCUACAUUUGAAGAAGCAGAUGUGCGAUAUGAAGGAAUUAAACAGGUGUUACAGCUUAGAGGACGAUUUUAGAACCUUGGAUCUAUUGACAGAAGCACGAGAGCAAAAUAAGUGCCUCAGGCUGCAGGUUGAAACUUUAAGGCAGAAGCUAGCGGAUGCCGAAGGUGAUAUCAAGGUGUUACGUAUUAAUAACAAUCGUAUGCCAAUUGAACCGCAAGAAACUCAAUUAGCACCAUCCAUGCACCAAAGAGAAGAGAUGAUAGAACAGUUAGAGAAGCUGAACUUGAAGUGUUCACAGUUGCAAACGGAUCUACAAACAGUAUUAGAUGAGAAACAUGAACUGGAGAUGGAGAGGGAUGCUUUCAAAUGUAAGGCGCAUCGUUUGAAUCACGAAUUGUCUAAAGCUUUAAACGCUACCAAACCAGUUGAUUUGGAUGCCCUUAUCAAUGAAAAUAGAUAUCUGCAAGAAAGACUACAGCAAUUGCUUGAGGAAAAGGAACUCGCGCGUCAAUCUUUGUCAAAGUACAAGAGUAUGUUGGAUAGUAAAAGGGUGAAAGGAGCUAUCAAGUUGGGAGCAAAUUCUGCGGCUGGAACAGUGAUGACUCACAAACAAGUCGAACAGCUUCUUCAAGAAAGUUCUUAUAUACCGCCUCAGAAAUCUGCUGCUGCCGUUACUGAUCUACGGUGCCUUUGCACUGCCUUGCUGGAGGCUUUAAAUGACAAAACUUUAGCUUUGGCGCAUCAGAAGAAAGCGAACAAAAUAUUGGCAUUGAGAAUUUGUGAAUUGGACAGUGCUGUACAGUCACCAACCAUGAAGCUCUUGGAGGGAUACACAAGCGCCAAUGUUGAUUUGAGAUGUGAUAGCGACUUCAACGAUUUAGAUCAUACAACUAACGGUAGUAUAGAUAAUAUAGAGGAAAACAAUAUCAUAACAAGUGAGAAUAAUAUACAAUGUGACUCUUCGCCCGAAAGUCAAGUUAUGCAACAAUUGCAAUCGAUACAAAUGAGUCUUCCAAAGAACUUAGGAGUAUUGGUUCAAAAGGCAUUAAAUAAUUUAAAGGAUACUGAUAAACAAAAGAUAUGAAAUUAAAAAUAUAUAUUGCAGAGAAUAUAUACAUGUGCCUGCAUACACAUAAUGUAUAUAUAGGAAGUAGAAAAUGGAGUACUCUAAUGGGCAGUACAUUAGGUAGUGCAAUUUUUGAAAAAAGUCUAGUCGCUAUAAAUUAUUUUUAUUUAUCAAUGAUAAAUUUAAUUAACUAAUUAAUUGAUUGAUUGGAUUAUCACAUAAACUAGCAAUGUAAAGUGCUAGUCAAUAUUUUUAUCAAAUCAGUAUUUAAUAUUUAAUAACCUGAAAGAUUUUAUAGUGAUGAUUUUACCAAAUGAUGAAAGACGACUUAUUAUGCAAUGUCUGUUGUAACAAUUAGUUGGACAUAUCAUUUAUGUAUAGCACGUAGUCACAGCACCAUAAUAUGUAGGUUGACAGUAGAAUGAUCGUACUAAGUGACGACGUUCUCGCAAAUAUUUUUGGUGCAAGACAUUGUUCAGCUGAUUUAACCACGAGUCGAAUUGCAAACUAGAUCUGUCCGUAAGUGUUGUUGAUGGCCCCGCCGAUCUCUUUAAUUGAUGGUAAGGUAUAUUUUCCCUAUGGAUAUGUAUAUAUAUUGUUAUUGCUAAAUAUAUAGAAUCAUAUUCCAAA
Messenger RNA from Temnothorax curvispinosus, 2031 nucleotides. RefSeq names its product coiled-coil domain-containing protein 149. NCBI's taxonomy places the organism in Eukaryota, Metazoa, Arthropoda, Insecta, Hymenoptera, Formicidae. The record is from RefSeq and is a predicted model, not a curated record. The transcript is spliced from 9 exons. The coding region runs from base 148 to 1419 and encodes 423 amino acids.